GCAAAGGAUACAGCGCUUGUGUAGCUAGUCGAUCAUGGCAGUAUGUGUGGAGGACGUUGCGAACAUGAAAUUUUCAACAGUGCGUGUGCAUAGCGGCUGUAACUUCCAGCAAAAUUACGCAGCUGAACAUUUGAAAGGUCUCUAACUAGGGGAAUCGUGAUUCCUUCGUGUUUGUCAUCCACAUGAGAAAGAAGAAAAUGUGGCGCGAAGCGCACCCUCAGGCUGCUGCAAACGCUGCAAAUCACAGGCAACCAAUAAAAUCACGGAAAAUUGCAUGAACCGCGAGCUGGCACAUAUUGUAACCGUGAACGGGAUAUGACGACUGAAGACGACAUGGGAGAUAGUCGACAAAGCUGACAAAGCCGCAUGGCUGGUCGGGGCAUAGAUCUACGCACAGCCACAGAGCCUCUUGCGGCCAAUUACCAAAUAGGGCUAGGUUCACUUGACUCUGGAAUGCCGACGAGAAGCACGGAGUCUAACACGACAUCAUCUGCUACGUUGACCGAUACGGCAUACGGCUGAUCCUUUUUUCAGUCAUGAAGUUCAAGCGGUAGUCGCACAUUUCAGCCCCAAUGAAUGGCGUUCGACCCGUUCACCCAGAGCCCAGCCAUGGGGACAAGAAGAAAAGAAACUACAAACUUUUGGUUGAUCCUGCUAUGAAAAAGGGUGCAACCAAGCUUUACAGAUACGAUGGAAUUGUACCUGGGCAAGAAAACCUUCACCCUCCAGUUCACGUUCGUGACCCCCGCUCCCGUCUUGCAUUACUUUGGGCCAGAACUGAAGCCGCUGAUCUGCCAGUGCCCAAGUUCAAGAUCGAUGAGCACUACGUCGGCAUUCCGCCACCGUUGGAAGUGACAAUGACCAAUCUCAACGACAACAUUGGCAAGGGCUUUCUAGAUGACCUGCUCAAGAAGUUUGGCCAAGUAGAUGAGUCCACGGUGUAUUACCAUUCACGGACGCGGAAGCACUUGGGUCUGGCACGGGUAGUGUUUUCAACAACGCAGGCCGCUCGCUACUGUGUGGAGAAGCUCCACCUCUCCUCGGUUAUGGGAAACAUACUCACUGUUUUCUUUGACCCGUUUGGUCGGGAAUGCCAGAGGCUGUACGAGGAACUAUCGUCCGAGAAACCCAAGUUCGACGACCGCCUGUUGUUUGCACCGGAACCCCGUCCAGUUUCCGUUCCACCGCAGCCACCACCGCCUUCUGUGCCAGCGUCUCAGAGGACCCCGUACGCGGAUUCGUACGGACACGCUGCUGUGACGGCCGAGUACAACUACAGCAACCACUCGGACUACGGCACGGGAAGUUAUCGUUCGAACCAGUCCACACCUCUCAGCUACGACAGCGGGUAUUCCUAUUCUUCGCAACAACAGCAACAACAACAACAACACUUCGUAGCACCCCCUCCACCUUCCUCGUGGGAUGUCAGCCACGGCACGGGGCCCUCGUGGGGUACGGCGGACGGGGUGCACCAGUGGCCGUGGGACCCUCACAGGGGUACGCCCCCCGAAGCAGUUCCCCCGAAGCAGAGCCCUGCUCGGGAAAGCUUGGACAGUCGUAUCGAACUACUACUAAAGCAGACAGAAGGACGGGGAAGUUUCUUGGAUGCGGGAUCUGCUUUUGGGAGCCCACCUUUUGAGAUGGGACAACAGGACGCGACGUUUCAGAAGACGACGAGUCAAAGUGUGCCACAAGACGUCGACCUUGCACCUCCGCCCCUUCCUCCAGACUCCUCUCCUUUGCCUCCUCUCCCAGAAAGGGACGAGGUUCCACCUCCGCCUCCCGAAGAGGACGAGGACACGUUUGAAGUGUUGUCCACUCCGCCGUCACCUUUCCUGUCCCACGAGGAAUAUCACAAGUGGGCGCAGGUAACGAGAGAACUGAAGGACAUUGUGUCAGACUCUGAGCAGGAUGACCAGCGGGCGAUGACAAUGUCAAACGACGAUGGGAAUCAUUCGUCGCCAAGUGCGUGUGACUCUACGCCCGUCCAUGACGAACUGCCGGAGCCUCCUGAUGAAAACAUGAGUGUCGGAGCAGCGGAUGAUGACUGCAUGUCUCUCUCGUCGUUGAGCAGCGGUGAAGAGAAGCUGGAAGUGAACGCACCUCUUCCGCUUCCUCCAACUGCCCAACCACCUCCUCCCUACGUUGGACAGGACCCUGCCAUACCUGGUUAUCCCACGUUGUACCCUUCAGCACCUCCACCACCCCAUCCACCCCCCCACCCCCCACCGCCACCCACUCAUCCUCCCCCGCCUUCCCAUCCUCCCCCUCCAACUUACUCCCCAGCCCAUCCCAUGUACCCGAGUCAAGAAGUGCAGAUGAUGGCGCAAAUGGGAAUAUGGAAGCCCGGCAUGGGAUCAGGGAUGCAGGGUAGUGUCAGUGGUGCCAAUGCUUCUCCGUCGAGGCCGGCGCAGGGUUCGGGGGCAUACGCCUACAUGCCGCCCAUACCUCCUCCGUUCAACCCGAACUAUCCGCCCCCUCCGCUUCCUGGAGCGUACCCUACGUCCACACCUCCGGCCUACGUCAACCCACCUCCCUAUUACGACGCUUCGUUAGUGUAUCGGGACUACAGAGUGCCUCCCGCGUCUCCGUGCCGCUGGUACGGUGCCACGAAUAGGGUGGCACCGACGAGUCCGAUGGGUCCGCCCGGGACGGGUGACCGGCACACCCCGACUGUGCGUGCAGUGUUGGAUGCACUCGUGACGGAACUCAAGGAGAUAGUGAAACGGGAUCUUUGCAAACGUAUGGUGGAGAACUACGCUUUUAAGCGCUUUGAGACCUGGUGGGACGAGCAGGUGUCUGCUGCUUCUAAGUCAAAGUCUGCAGAAGUUGCUGCACCCAGGGAACAGCCGCAACCUGCGACAUCGUCUCUAUCUUCCUUGUUCGACCAAAACCGUGGUGAUAGUUUCUCUAUAGGCGAUGGACUGGGCUUUGGCUUUGGACUUCGGGCUGCCAUGCCCAGAAUGCCAUCCUUCCGUAGGAUCAGAAAGCCACCCUCUCCUCCUCCGCUGGAUGAUGAAGACAGUAAAAAGCCAGACGACUCGGAUGGUGAACAGGACAAGUUAUCAGAUUCUAACAGUGGUUCUCCAAGGAGACGAAGGCGACCAGUAGUGGAGGAGGAACGUAGCUUACAGGAUAGCGAAAGUGAGAAAGGAGAUUCAGAUUCAGAGUCUGAGCAAGAUGAGAGCUCGGAGUCCGAGAGUAGUUCUGAAGCUUCUGAAUCUGGAGAGGAGUCUGAAUCCGAGACAGACUCUGAGGUUGAAAUUGACACCAAGGUGGCCGUUAGUGACGAUGAAAAGUAUGAUAGACUGAGUGACAGUGACCUCGAAGAUGUGUCGUCUGCGUCCGACUUUGGAGAGCCGGCAGAGGAGACCGACAUUGAGAAAACUGCAUUGCAGAGGAAAGAGACCGCAGAGCCGGACAGCGCACCAGUGCCUGCUGUAAAGAAGUCUCCCAUUUAUUCCUCCUCUUCCUCCUCCUCCUCUGCUGAAGAGGAGGAGGAGGAGGAAGAAGAAGAAGAAGGGGAAAUAAAGUCUGACGCUGAGGAAGGUGAGGAACCCAUGGAAAUUGCAGAGUCCCCAGUGAAAGAGAGGUCUUCUGAAGUGAGUGGUGUGCCGGACUAUGAAAAGCCCAAGCACGAAAAAUCCAAACCCCGUAACAGCGAGCUGGCGGAGGCGGAAUCAACGAACGAUGGGCCAUUGGCCAGCAAUUUAGAGUACGAGGCUUCAGAAGCCCUCAUGGCCCUGGCCUCUGGCUUUACGGCCCCAGGUGAUGAGGAGCCAGAAACCAAAGCAAAACGGAGAGAGGAGCCGCUCGUUAAUGGUGAGGUGACAGUAGCGAAGCACGACAUUGAUGUGAAAGAGGCACCAGAGGAGGAAGAAGAGAGCAUACCUAAUCAUCUCAUAUACGACCACUGCUACUGCCUGCCCCAACAAGAAACGAAGGCGGCCGCAGCUACUGUUGCUGCAGACCAUGAGUACACUCGCCCACGCGGCUCCUCGCCACCGCGUGAGCAGGAGCCUAAAAAGGUGACAAAGCCACGAAAGACCCUGCGUGAACAGCUUAGGUUUGAAGUUCCGUACGAGAGGAUUACAGCGCCACCUGUGUUUAUGAAGCGUAAUGUGGUCGAGGAAAUGAACAUUCUCUACGAGUUCCUCAAGACCGGUGUUGAUGCGGAGGAUGUACAGUACCUGAAGCGUAGCUACGAUGCUAUGCUACAAGAUGAAAUCCAAGGUUAUUGGUUGAACGACACCCAUUGGGUUGAUCAUUCUCCUAGCAACAUCCCGAAUCCAAGCAAAAAGAAAAAGAAAGAGGAGUUGCGGGUCCAUGCCACAGGGUGCGCACGCAGCGAAGGCUACUAUAAGAUGGACAGCAAAGAGAAAGCUCGGUUUAAGCAUUCCGGAAGCUGUGUACCUCAGCAUGAAUCUCAGGAUCCCACCAGCAAGGCUCGUAUAGCAGCUCAAUCCAGCAGGGAAGCAAGAUCAAAUCAGCGACGGCUCCUCACCUCUUUCGGUGAAGCGGAGGUAGUCAGCGACUUGUUGAAAUUCAACCAGCUCAAGUUCCGCAAGAAGCAGCUCAAGUUUGCCAAGAGUCGCAUCCAUGACUGGGGACUGUUUGCCUUGGAGCCCAUCGCGGCAGAUGAGAUGGUGAUAGAAUAUGUGGGCCAGAUGGUGCGCCCUGUCAUGGCAGACCGCCGUGAACAACAGUACACACAACUGGGCAUUGGAAGUUCUUACUUGUUCAGGGUGGACAUUGAGACUAUCAUUGAUGCAACCAAAUGUGGCAACCUGGCACGUUUUAUCAAUCACAGUUGCAAUCCUAACUGCUAUGCCAAAGUCAUCACCGUAGAAGGGCAGAAAAAGAUCGUCAUCUACUCGAAACAACCCAUCAACGUCAACGAAGAGAUCACAUAUGACUACAAGUUCCCCCUGGAAGAUGAGAAGAUCAAGUGCCUCUGUGGAGCACCACAGUGUCGAGGGUAUCUCAACUAAUGUCCAGCAGUUCAUGUACAGUGUAUAUAGUUCAUCACAAAAAAGGACUCUCCAGGGGCAGUUCCUGUACUAUGGGUGUGGCACCACUGCUUGUGUUUGGAAGGCACCUGGCAUUCAUGUGACAGAACAGAGUUGUCACUGUAUAUAAUAUCAACCAUCAUGAAGCACUUUUAACCUCUUUUCGGACAUUGUACAUUUCCCCCCCCCCCCAACACACAUACAGCUCGUAAUAAAGUCCCAGCACUUCGCACAAAGUGCACAUUUUAAAGGCUGGAUACCUUCUGCACCCAGGGGCUUUCUAAAUUUCCUUCCAAUUUUUUUAUAUUUUUUUUAUGUCUCUUGACAUUGCAUGGUUUCUGCUUGAGCUGACUUUUUUCUUUUUUGUAAAUUAAGUCAUGGAAGUUUCCCUUGUGCUGGAAAUAAAUCAGUGCUACAGUCGAUUUUGUACAUUGCAAGAAAUUGAACGUGUUGCCGUGCGUAAAAAUGUGGAAAUGUAAUAAAAAAAUAUAUUUUUGA
Molecule: messenger RNA, 5507 nt
Organism: Ornithodoros turicata
Lineage: Eukaryota; Metazoa; Arthropoda; Arachnida; Ixodida; Argasidae
Gene: Set1
Product: histone-lysine N-methyltransferase SETD1-like
Exons: 16
Coding region: 573-4991 (1472 amino acids)
Cellular component (GO): Set1C/COMPASS complex
Molecular function (GO): histone H3K4 methyltransferase activity; protein binding; RNA binding
Source: RefSeq, a predicted model, not a curated record